Humulus lupulus (European hop) is the source of this 7411-nucleotide messenger RNA. Its product is annotated as nuclear pore complex protein GP210. The record is from RefSeq and is a predicted model, not a curated record. Gene Ontology annotation, molecular function: RNA binding. The transcript is spliced from 41 exons. The coding region runs from base 344 to 7267 and encodes 2307 amino acids. NCBI's taxonomy places the organism in Eukaryota, Viridiplantae, Streptophyta, Magnoliopsida, Rosales, Cannabaceae.
UUUUUUGGGUUUACAGGAAAGAAAGAACCGACUUUUCACUAAAAUGGAAGGCACAUGAGCACUCACUCACUCACUCACUCUGGAAUCUGGAUAGAUCGUCCGUAUCUGCGUCCGACUGUGUAAAACAUUAAUCCUCCAAUCAAUAUAUGCCACGUAGGUCACCGUUUUGAUCGGUAGUGUACUGUGCUGGCUAGUAGUAGUUUUAAGUGGUGUAGUAGUUUCCCACUAUUCAAAAUUAAAACCCUAAACCCUUGUCUCUGUACUUUCUUUCUGACACUUCAAAAAAAAAAAAAAAUAACACCUUCAUUGCCAUGAGAAGGUUUCCGAAGAAGUUUUAUGGUUUAUGAUUCUGAAGAUGUUGAAGAACGCCGUGUUGUUGUGUUGUCUUCUUGUGUUCUUCGCGAGCCAUGGCGAAACGGCCUCGCAUUUGGCUUCUGGUCCGCACAUUACUGAUGUGAAUAUUCUGUUGCCUCCCAGGAUGACUCAUCCUGUGGAAUACAAGCUUCAAGGAAGUGACGGUUGCUUCAAAUGGUCGUGGGAUCAUCAUGACAUUUUAUCUGUUAUACCUGAAUACAAUUCGAGUAAUCACUGCUCAACAAGUGCACGGUUGAGAUCCAUUGCUUCUUAUAGUGGUCGAAAGGAGACGGCUGUAUAUGCUGCGGAUGUCCAUACCGGAACUGUUAUUCGUUGUAAAGUUUUCAUUGAUAAGUUUUCCAGAAUCCAAAUUUUUCAUAACUCUGUUAAACUUGAUCUUGACGGGCUUGCCACUCUGCGUGUUCGUGCUUUUGAUAGUGAAGAAAAUGUUUUUUCUUCAUUAGUGGGCUUACAGUUCAUGUGGCAGCUGAGGCCUGAAAGAAAUGAAUUGCCCAAUCACCUCGUUCAUGUUCCUUUGAAGGAUUCUCCCCUAAGUGAUUGUGGCGGGUUUUGUGGAGACUUAGAUAAGCAGAUCAAACUUGAAGACAGUGGUGUAUUUUCGGAUCUUUAUGUUGUGAAAGGAAUUGAAAUUGGGCAUGAGAUUGUUUCUGUGAAUUUGUUUGAGCCAACAUUUGAGCAUAUGGCAGAUAAGAUCAUUCUAACUGUGGCAGAAGCGAUGUCGAUUGAACCUCCCUCACCUGUUUUCGUCCUCACUGGUGCUGUUGUUAGCUAUCGUCUAAAAGUUAUCUGUGGGAAUAACCCUCAAGUGGUAUCUUUACCAUCACCACAUCAUCGAUGGUCAGUUUCAAACUCUUCAGUUGCAAAGGUUGACUCAAUGAUGGGUUCAACCAAUGCCUUACACUUAGGGGUAACUAAUGUCGUAGUUGAAGAUACAAGAGUUGCAGGGCAUAUCCAAUUGUCAUCACUUAAUGUUAUUUUACCAGAUUUCAUAUCUUUAUACAUGUUACCCUUGUCUACAUCUGGACAUUUGGUGGAAGGGAUUGAAGCAAUUUCAUCCAAGGCAAGGUGGCAUGUUGUUUCUGGUUGCCAAUAUCUUAUUCAGAUAAGGGUUUUCUCACAGGGAUCAGAUGCACAAGAAAUCUAUAUAACAGAGAGCGAUGAUAUCAACUUGUAUGAUGACCAUGCAGACAAUUGGAACAUUUUUCCAGUUUCAGAUAAUAUUGCAUCCACAUAUGGCAGAAAAAAUUCCAGAAUUCUGAAAGCAACUUCACAAGGACUGGGAAAAUUGACAGCAACUUUGAACUACUUUAGUCAGCUUAGUGAAAUGAAAGAGAUUCUCAAGGUAGGGCAAGAAGUCAUGGUUUGUGAUCAAGUGAAGUUUCAUUUGGACAAAAGAAGUGGUGCAUCUCAAAGUAUUAUCCUACCAUGGGCUCCUAGUGUUUUUCAAGAGGUGGAGCUAAAGGCUUCAGGAGGCUGUGCUAAAGCAUCAAAGGAUUACAAAUGGUUUUCAUCAGACAUUAGUACAAUAUCUGUGUCAACUUCUGGAGUUGUCCAGGCUAAGAAGCCUGGUAAAGCUACUAUUAGAGUUUUGUCUAUCUUUGAUUCAUUCAACUAUGAUGAGGUGAUUAUCGAAGUUUCCAUUCCAUCUUCUAUUGUCAUGCUUCGGAACUUCCCUGUUGAGACUGUUGUAGGAUCUUAUAUCCAAGCUGCUGUAACAUUGAAAGCACCUAAUGGUGCCUAUUUUUAUAGAUGUGAUGCUUUUAAUUCCUUCAUAAAGUGGAAAGCAGGAAGCGAAUUUUUCAUUGUUGGCAACACAACCAAAGAGACACCUCCUUUAGAUGUGUUAGGGAAUGCUGACCUCUUCACAGCUUUUCAUGGUCCUCCUUGUUCAUGGAAAAGCAUAUAUGCCUCUCGUGCUGGUCGCGAUUUGUUGCAUGCCUCAUUUUCAAAAGAAUAUGACCAUUUUGAUAGUUCUUUUCAUGGGCCAAUUGUUUUAAAAGCAUCUUCACGUAUUGCAGCAUAUCCACCACUCAUUAUUCAUCAGGCAGGUGAUGGAAACCAAUUUGGUGGUUAUUGGUUUGAUUUGGAUCAAGCAGAAGCUGGUAAUAAAAUGGAAAGCUUGGACAAGUUAUUCCUUGCUCCUAAAACAUAUCUAGAUGUUAUUCUUGUUGGCGGACCUGAACAAUGGGAUAAAAAUAUUAACUCCAUUGAAAGAGUAGACAUUUUAAAUAAGGAAUAUGAUCGAGGGGAUGUUGGAGUUCAUGUGCACAAGUUAUCUGGUGACUAUAGGAGUUUGUAUAGAGUUUCGUGCCAAGUAUCAGGACGCUUUGAAGUUUCUUUCGAACGGGGUAAUUUGGUGGCUGAUGACCAUCCUCUACCAGUAUUAGAGAAAAAUGUGUUGUCUCUUAUUUGUAGCAUUCCUGAUUCUAUUGCAGUGAUAGCUGACGAACCUGUAAAUGGGCUUAAGAUUAUCCGGACUGCAAUUCAAGCUGACCGAAGUUCAGAACGAAUUCGCAGCACCCCAAUAACUGUUGCUAAUGGGCGGACAAUUCGAUUAGCUGCUGUUGGAAUUAGCAACACCGGUGAAGCUUUUGCAAAUUCAUCUUCUAUCCACUUGAGGUGGCAACUAAGCAGUUGUGAUGGCUUAGCUUAUUGGGAUGACACUGAUGAUUAUAGGGGGACUAAGUACAACUGGGAGAGGUUUUUGCACUUACAAAAUGAAUCUGGGCUGUGUAUUGUUCGUGCUAUUGCUGUUCACUCUGGUGAUUCGAUUGGUGAGAAUAAUUACGUUAAGCUGCAUGAGAAUUUAGAGAAUGUUCUAACAGAUGGAGUGCGUUUACAGCUUGUUUCUACUUUGAGGGUCAGCCCAGAGUUCAAUUUGCUAUUUUUCAACCCCAAUGCUAAGGUUAAUCUAUCAACCACUGGUGGGAGCUGCUUCUUGGAAGCUUUUGUGAAUGAUACUCAAGUAGUAGAAGUCGUUCAACCCCCAACAGGUUUACAAUGCUUACAAUUGAUAUUGUUUCCAAAAGGGCUGGGAACAGCGGUUGUGACAGUGUAUGAUAUUGGACUUACUCCUCCAUUGACUGCGUCUGCUGUGGUUCAAGUUGUAGAUGUAGACUGGAUUAAAAUUAUUUCUCAAGAAGAAAUUAGCCUUGUGGUCGGGAGCUCCUGGACCAUUGAUCUGAUGGCUGGCAUAAACGAUGGAAGUGCUUUUGACUCUUCCCAGUUUGCUUUCAUGAAUAUUCAAGUGCAUAUUGAGGAUCCCAUAGUUGGAUUUGUCGGUAAUGAUGAUAUCUUAAGCUUUGAUGGUGGAUAUUUAAAUGCACCAAAGUUUGAAAUAAUGGCAAAACAUCUGGGGAUCACUACUCUUCAUGUCACUGCUGUACGGCAAUCCAGGCAAGAAAUUUUAAGCCAGCCAAUAAAGAUUGAAGUGUAUGCACCACCCAGAAUUCAUCCUCACGAUAUCUUCCUUGCACCAGGUGCAUAUUUUGUGCUUACUGUGGAAGGAGGUCCAACAAUCGGUGUAUCGUCGGUUGAAUAUACAAGUAACGAGGAUGGGAUUGCAACAAUUCAGAAAUCCUCUGGGCGCCUUUCUGCAGUUUCCCCUGGCAACACUACUAUUAUUGCUUCAGUCUUUGGAAAUGGAGGCAUUGUCAUUUGUCAAGCAUAUGGAAGCGUCAAAGUAGGACUUCCUUCUUCAGUGCUUUUGAAUGUACAAAGUGAGCAGCUUGCUGUUGGCCGUGAGAUGCCAAUAUAUCCUUUGUUUUCUGAGGGUGAUUUGUUUUCAUUUUAUGAGCUUUGCAGAAAUUACCAGUGGACUGUAGAAGAUGAGAAGGUUUUGAGUUUCUAUUCAUCAAAGCACUUAAAUGUAGAUAAGCAUACGGUUCGAUUGACUACUCCUGAAAAAGUUCAACUCACUACUCAUUUGAGUGAGAAUGAGCUUGGUUUUAUCAAUGUCUUGUACGGAAGAUCUGCAGGGAGGACAAAAAUUACGGUCUCCUUCUCAUGUGAAUUUAAAACUUCUAAAUCGAAGUUGCAAACAAAGAAUUAUAAUGCAUCAGUGUCUGUGCUGGUGGUACCUGAGCUCCCUCUUGCUCUUGGGGUUCCAAUAACAUGGAUUCUUCCUCCCCACUAUACUACAAAAAGUCUGCUGCCAUCAUCAUCAGAAUCUUAUAGUCAAUGGGACAAUCAGAGUCGCAAAGGAACUAUAUUAUAUUCUUUAUUGAGGAGUUUUUAUGAAAAGAGUGAAGUUGUGCAAAAGGAUGCUAUUUCCAUUGAUGGAGAUAGAAUAAGGACAACAGAAUGUAACAAUAUUGCUUGCAUUCAGGCUAAAGAUCGUACCACAGGUAGAACUGAGGUUGCUGCUUGUAUCAAAGUUGUUGAGGUGGCUCAAAUAAGAGCUGCAAAUGAGGAGUUUCCAUUUCAUGUGAUCAAUCUUGCUGUUGGUUCUGAAAUUUCUCUUCCAGUAACCUACCGAGACUCUCUAGGCAACCCUUUUUACGAGGCACAUGGCACCGUUCUCUUUGAGUUUGUAACUAACUACCCUGAUGUUGUGUUCAUAAAUAAGACACAGGAUGGCAGUGGAAAUAUCUAUAUCAAGGCUAUACGACAUGGUAGAGCUCUUCUGCGAAUAUCAAUUGAUAAUAUUCCACAGAAAUCGGACUAUGUGCUGAUUGCAGUUGGAGCCCACAUUCAUCCUCAAAAUCCAGUUCUUCCCAAAGGAAGUCGUGUUAACUUCAGUGUAGAAGGCAUAAAUGAUCAUGUUCCUGGUCACUGGGUAACUUCUAAUUCAAGUGUAAUAUCCGUCAACAUGCUGUCAGGAAUAUCUGAGGCAGUUGGGGAAGGUACAACCCAAGUGUAUUUCGAAGCUUCAAAUUUGAAUCUGCAAACAUCAGUGACAGUGCUAUCAAGGGAUGUUUCUGUGGAUGCUCCGAAAGAGAUGCUAACAAAUGUUCCUUCACCUGCAAAAGGAUAUAGCUUUCUUGUGAAGUUCAGUACUUCCAACAGCAACAAGGCUAUAGCUCUUGGAGAUAUUGAUGCAAUUGCAUAUGACUGCAGAGUAAACCCUUCUUUUCUUGGGUAUGCAAAGCCGUGGUUGGAUCUUAGCACUGGCAAUUCAUAUUGCCUGUUUUUCCCCUACUCGCCGGAGCAUUUGGUUCAUUUGAUGCCCAAGACGAAUUACAUGAAGCCAGAAAUACCUGUUUCUGUUCAUGCCUCGUUGAGAGAAGCCGAGCAUAUUCAAGGAUCUGCAUUUGCUCUUUUCAUUGGAGGGUUCUCCAUGUUGGAGAUGGACGAGUUGAAGCUGACAGCGGAUUCUAACAAGACUGUUAUAACCAUCUUGGGGAAUACAGAUGUUGACAUUUAUUGGCAUGAGCGUGAUUUAUUAAUCAUCAAUCUCAUCCAUAAAGAAGAUUUUGGAUCUGGUAGCCGUGCUCAGUAUGAGAUCAAAGUGCUAGGAAGCAAGAAGUUUAAAGAUAAAAUCACCAUCAGCCUUCCUGCAAAUGGCCAGAAACUUGAAGUUGAUGUGAGCUACGAACCUGGAGAAAGAGGACCAUUAAAACGCUCCAUAAAUAUAUCCCUCUGGGCAAGUGUACUUGGAUGUGUAGCUGUACUAGCAUUGACAUUGGCCAUCUUUAUCUGUUUCUUGGAUAAGCCUGGCAGAUCUCAGGCCCCUUCCCCUCCUCCUCCAAGUUUUGCAGCUCCGGUCACACCAGACCGCAGCAGCAGUCCCACCGUUUCGAUGGAUCAGUCUCCUAAAACGCCACAGCCUUUCAUGGAAUAUGUUAGGAGGACAAUAGAUGAGACUCCAUAUUACAGGCGAGACCGGCAGCGUAGGAAAAUCUUCAUAGGGGGUUUAGCGAGAGAGACGAGUUCUGCACAAUUUAUUAAGCACUUCGGUAAAUAUGGUGAGAUUAUAGAUUCAGUGAUAAUGAAGGACAGGAAAACAGGGCAACCCCGUGGAUUUGGGUUUGUGACCUAUGCCGACCCCUCUGUUGUUGAUAAAGUUAUCCAAGACACUCAUGUUAUCAACGGCAAACAAGUGGAAAUCAAACGGACAAUACCAAGGGGAGCUGCUGGGUCUAAGGAUUUCAAGACUAAGAAGAUAUUUGUUGGUGGGAUUCCCACAACAGUUAAUGAAGAUGAGUUUAGAGACUUCUUUUCACAGUUUGGAGAGGUGAAGGAACAUCAGAUUAUGAGGGAUCAUGCAACAAGUCGUUCACGUGGCUUUGGUUUUAUUACAUUUGAAACUGAGCAAGCAGUUGAUGAUCUCUUGGCCAAAGGAAACAAACUUGAGAUGGCUGGAGCUCAGGUGGAGAUCAAGAAGGCUGAACCGAAGAAGCCAAACCCACCUCCACCCCCAUCAAAACGUUACAAUGAUCCUAGGUCUGCAUUUAGUGGUGGGUAUGAAGACACUUAUGGAGGAUUUGGUAGCAGUACCUUUGGUGGUGGUGGCGGUGGUGGUUAUAGAUCAGCUGGUGGGGCCUAUGGUGGUAGAGGUGGUAGUUACGGUGGGUAUGGUGGUGGAUAUGGUGGGUAUGGCGGAAAUGAAUUUGGCGGCUAUGGAGCAUACAGUGGUGGAGGUGGGGGUGGCGGUGGUGGUUUUGGCUCUUACAGGGGGGAGCCAUCGGUGGGAUACUCUGGACGUUAUGGAGGAGUCUUCAGCAGAGGUUAUGAUCUAGGAAGUGGUUAUGGCGGUCCUGGUGAGAAUUACGGGGGAUAUGGUAGUGGUGGUGGUCCAGCUGCUGGUGGUGGUGGUGGUGGUUAUGGAAGCAGCUACGAUGCUGGGCUUGGAGGUGGCUAUGGUGGUAGUGGUAGUGCAGGUUCAUUCCAUGGAAGUAGAGGUGGGUAUGGCGGUGCAGGGAAUGGUCGAUACCAUCCCUAUGGAAGAUAGAUUGUUGUACUUAGGACUUAUUUAAGAGAAAAUGUAGCGGCGAUAUGAUUUUCUCAAGUUGUAGCAUUGAGCUUUCAUCCUCAACUCUGUAAACUUGAUUAUGUUUUUGGGUUCUUGUCAUGAAGGCAUUUGGUAUUUGUCUUA